CUUUCCAAUCCAUGUGUCCACACAUGACAUAUCCCACUCAACUUGUCCCUUCAAGGCUCAAGCUCAACCACGAAACACCAAUCCUCAACACUUCUAUUCAGUUUUACCCUCUAAACCACAACUCCAGGAUCUCCUUCAAAAUCCUAACUUUCUUGGAAACCUUUUGUGGAGAGAUUAUUUUGGUUUAAACUUUAAUUUCAGAGUUGAUGGCUUGUGCAUUGCAAGCAACCUUAGCAGCCAACACUUGUGCCUUUUCUUCCAGGAGAUUCUCCUUGAAGCACCAAAACACCAGUAAGAGAAGGUUUUGUUUGUUCACUGUUAGAGCUGCCUCUGAUGACCCUGACUGCAAUGAGGAAGAAUGUGCCCCGGAUAAGGAAGUAGGGAAGGUCAGUAUGGAAUGGUUAGCUGGGGAUAAGACUAAAGUAGUCGGUACAUACCCACCUCGUCGAAAGCCGGGUUGGACUGGUUAUGUUGAGAAAGACACUGCUGGACAGACAAACAUAUAUUCAGUUGAGCCAGCAGUUUAUGUGGCAGAAAGUGCUAUAAGUUCAGGAACUGCCGGCUCUUCUUCUGAUGGUGCCGAGAACACGGCUGCGAUUGUUGCCGGCCUUGCCCUGAUCUCAGUUGCCGCAGCGUCCUCAGUAUUGCUACAAGUUGGUAAGAAUGCUCCUCCUCAGAUCCAGACAGCUCAAUACUCUGGACCAUCACUUACUUACUACAUCAACAAGUUCAAGCCACCAGAAAUUAUUGAAGCAUCCGUGCCGAGUGAGGCAGAACUAUCAUCACCAGUUAAACCUGAAAGUUCUUCUUCAGAAGUUUCCCAGGUUCAGGUUGAAGCUGAGGUUCAGCUCGAGACAGCAAGUGUCAACAUUGGGUCGUAGGUGUAUCACGUGGUUACAACUUUUGCUACGAAAACAUAGCAAAGAAGUUUAUUUUGUGUCUAUAGUAUGAGUCAUUGUAUACAUAACUAAAGCUUAGUGAAUGCAAAUGUUUUGGUUAAAUAUCAUUCUUGGUAUGCUGGUGCCGCCAAGUACUAACUGAAAGUGUGUUUAUCUUUUGCACGGGAAAGUAAUGAUCUUAGUUUCUGUUUUACAUAAUCCUCCAAAUAGUGAAACCACAUUGGAAAAUAUAUAAUGUUCUAUUGGUUCCUAAGGUUUUUUUGAGGCAUAUUUAAGAUGCUUAUUCA
Cajanus cajan (pigeon pea) is the source of this 1186-nucleotide messenger RNA. NCBI's taxonomy places the organism in Eukaryota, Viridiplantae, Streptophyta, Magnoliopsida, Fabales, Fabaceae. The record is from RefSeq and is a predicted model, not a curated record.